AUGCUGCUUUGGCCCCACUCUUGUUUUUUCCAACUAGUGACGCAAAUUGUUGCUAGCGAGCCACCAGUUGAACUUAGCCUUCUCGCCAGUGUGGUGCGACGCGCGAAGCAACGCGAGAUUGACGGCAUCAUGGCACAAACCUCUUCGUCCUUUGCCCUACUGGCGAAGGCGUUUUCAAAGAAACAACCUCCCGACCCGCGCGUUGACCGUGAAGAGAUUCAAGUGCCGACGUUCUUCAACUUUUUUUGGGCCGACUGGAUGAUGGUGCUGGGACCGUCGACGUAUUUGAACCUGCAGGUGCUGCCGCACGAAAAGUCGUAUCUUCUGGAAAUGCUUUUAUUGCAAGUCCUCUCCGUGCUCCUGUGGACGCUCGCGUGGCGGCUCGCCGACGACAUGCUAGAGCAUCGCAGUCGAUCUUCUGCCAUCGCGGAUCGUAAGAAACACGACUGGAAAAACCUUGACGACAAGCUAACUCGUACGGAAGAGGACAACAUUGGGUGCAGCAGCGUACAGGUUCAAGAUCUGUGUGUGACGUAUCCAGCGGAUAUAUCGCUCUUCAGUUCCUGUUUCGCCCGCAUCAGAAAGUUUCUUCGCUCUACUUGUCUGCCACGUAGAAGGACGAACAAGGUGAGGGGCACAAGUACCUCUGAUGAAGCUGCGUCACAUCAAGCUCGUACUUCUGAUGCGCAACACGUAACGGCCCUGCGCGGGGUGAGUCUGGCGAUUCAACCGGGCGAGCUCUUUUGUCUACUCGGCCAUAAUGGUGCGGGCAAGAGCACACUAAUCCAAGUUCUGACCGGCUUGCUGCAUCCGACAAGUGGCGGCGUCUCCAUCUUUGGGAGACGGUUUUUCCAAGAUUUUCGAAUCAAGACCGCAAUGUCCAGGAACCGAAGCUGUUGCGGAUCGAGGUCGACAAAAAAUCUUGAAGCCGCAUUAAAGCCGGACGAGCAGCUCGUUGGGCUUUGCCCGCAGCAAAACUUUCUGUUCGAGAAUCUCACGGUCCGCGAGGCCUUGACUGUGUGUGUCGAGCUUCGCAACUGGAGGAUUUUUCCGCGAAGUAAAAGCUCGUCUGCUUCAUCUUGUUCGCAGUUUUUGCAGCCCCUGAUUAAGGAUGUCAAUGCUGAAGUUGAGUUCCUGCUCAGCGAAGCCGGGUUUGCUUUUGAAGAUGAAAACAAACUUUGUUCGCAACUCUCCGGUGGAUGGAAGCGGAAGCUCUGCUGCGUGGUCGCUUUUUGCGGCCAGCCGAAGCUCGUGGUGUUGGACGAGCCGACUUCCGGUAUGGAUCCCCUAAACCGCCGAGUGACGUGGGACUUCAUUCUUCGGCGAAAACGGCUGGGGAGGACCGCGAUUCUGCUGACCACCCAUCACAUGGACGAAGCGGACCUUUUGUCGGACAAGAUCUGCAUCCUGAAGGACGGGGAAGUCGAGUGUCUCGGCAGUCCGAAGUUUUUAAAGGCGCAAGUCAACUCCGGCUACCAACUUGUUCCGACUUUCGUGGACACGGAAAAUUAUAAAGAUGACUCGGAUAGAAGUGCAAGUAGUGGCGACCGCGAGAUGAAGAUGGUGCAAGAAGAUGCGGAUGGAAAUCCUUACGCAUCAUGCGACGUCGACCCGAACAAGGCCAGUGCGCUGCAGUGCCUGGAGAGAGAAAUCGUAAAUUAUGCGGCGGAACAAGACAUGCUCAACGCUGUGGAUCAUCAUGAGGAAAGCAAGUCAUUUUUGACCUACCACAGCGAGGCUUUCUCCGCACUGGCCAUGUCUCCUGCAUGGGUCUCCAAGCUCAGAACCGACCAGUUUUGCAACCUCCUGCGAGAAAUUGAUCGCCGAAGUCGUCGCAUUGGCAACAUCGCACACAUAACCUUUCAUAUGGUCACCAUGGAGGACGUGUUUCUCAAGGUCGGCCGACGGGAUCGUUCUUUUCAAUGGCCUGCGGCAGAAGAUGUAGAUGUACGAGGUCGUACUUCAUCGGAAAACUCAGAUUUAGCGACGGAGAGGCCAGACGCGAUGGAGAUAGACGGCAGCGACGGAGUUCAUGAUCUAGGAGUGGUGGCUUCACGCACCGCCAGGUGUGGUGGGGAUGAGGAGGUACAGGAUGCGCUAAUGGAGCACUCAUGUAUUCUUGACGAUGAGUGCGACCCGGUUGUGGUUGUCGAAGACGAAGAACACACAGAUGAAACAGAGCGAGAGCUUUUGCUGGAAGAAAACCGGAGAAGGAAAGCAACGAAGGUGAGUGAAUUACGCCAAAGUUCGUCUUCCUGGUUUUCCCCUUUCGCUACUCUUUGCAAGAGCGAGCCGAGAACGUGGGUGUCCCAGUUUGGUUGCUUGUUUGGACGCCGCGCAACGCUGCUUCGGGCCCGACUGCCAUCUGUUGCCGGCCUUUUCGUUUCGGCUUUGAUUAUCGUGUUGUUUUCCACGUACACACUGUUUGUCGUGAGCCGCAUCUUCGUUCUGCCCGACCCCUACGGAAUCCGAUCCCUUCUGCAGCCCGGUUCCAGGAAUAGAAACCACAGCCAAAAUAACGGCGGUAGUGGAAGCUCCGAGACAACUUCUGCAGCGGGUGACAGUUGGAGCUCUCUUGUUGUCGAGGAGCACCUCGGCCGUUUGUUCUCUGAAGCCGAUUUACCUGCUCGGAUUCGCAGCCUAACUUCAUCGGAGCUAGCGGUGGCGAACCGCGUGGCGGGAUUUUUGUCCUCUUACUUCGUCCUCGUCACUGUUGGGGUCUUUAUGCUGUUCGCCCAGGGAAAUCUGGUGCAAAUCCUGUGCUUCCGCUACGUCACGCUGUGCUUGCGUGUUUUGGCCGAGGAUGCUCGCUCGGGUUUCCGCGAGUUACUUUUCGUAAACGGGUGCCGUACGUGGGUUUACUGGGCUGCGAACCUGCUGUUCGACUUCCUGUUUCUGUCGUGCAGCGUCACGGGCUUCUUCUUGCUUUUCCACUUCGUGCCGAUCGUGUUUGCGCGCCUUUUGAACUUCGAGGACGGAGCGGUAGCAUCAACUUUCAGUGCUGCCGGUGGCAAUCAAAAUAAUGACCCAGCUGGAGGAUUCGCAAGUCAGUACGACGGUUGGCAGUUCUCGUCGCCUUUCCUCGGUUUUCAAGUUUUCUACAACUUCAACCUAGACCUGCACUGCAGCGUGGUUCUCGCAGUGUGCGCUUUUCUCGUGUACCUGUACCUUCUGCACUUGGUAACGGAAAACGUCAGCUGUCCGCGUUUGAAGCUGAAAUAUUCGAAGAUCUGUGGUGCGCGUAAGUCGAGCCCUGACCGAGCUGUUUAUGAGGAAGAGGAAGACGAGCUGCAGGUGGACUCGCGACGACACCGCAAAGUUUCACCUGAGAAAACGCUGCAGUGUAGUGCCGAUUGCAGCACCAGUACUGAUCCCGGUUUACAAGAUGCAGACAACAUGUCGGCUCUUCUUUCCGACGCGGUUGAUAGCAGAAAAGAGAGCCAAUGGGAUGGCAGCUACCGCAAAAGUAGUCCAAAGAAGCCGUCAGCUCUGCGUUCCUGUUGUGCUACUCUUUUCAAAUCCGUCUGGCGAUCUUCUGUAUCAGCCGUAAACCAGUGCCCACGCAGGUGUUGCAGUUGCGCGGCACGCAUUUGCUGUCGGAAAGCGCACAAGGUCAAAGUGAAACGGUGUUGCUCCAGGUUUUGGUGGCAGGGUCGGAGAAGCACUGGCACCAAUGUGGCUGGCACGUCGGCAUCAACGCGCAGUUUAUUGAGAAGGAACAAUACGCAACAUGGGUGCACCAGACAGAGUCACGAGGAUGGUCAGAAGGCACGACAGCGCUGUCCAGCAAUAAAGUCAAAGUCGCACCACGCCCUGCCAUUCGCAACUUCCCACCUCGGGUCUGCUCAGCUUG
This is a messenger RNA of Amoebophrya sp. A120, 3853 nucleotides long. NCBI's taxonomy places the organism in Eukaryota, Dinophyceae, Syndiniales, Amoebophryaceae. The record is from the annotation of a GenBank genome assembly.